Messenger RNA from Vitis riparia (riverbank grape), 1577 nucleotides. Its product is annotated as NAC domain-containing protein 86-like. The record is from RefSeq and is a predicted model, not a curated record. The coding region runs from base 183 to 1172 and encodes 329 amino acids. NCBI's taxonomy places the organism in Eukaryota, Viridiplantae, Streptophyta, Magnoliopsida, Vitales, Vitaceae. The transcript has 4 exons. Gene Ontology annotation, biological process: regulation of DNA-templated transcription. Gene Ontology annotation, molecular function: DNA binding.
CUUUCCUUGUAAAAGACAGUGGCAACGUUGUAAUGUGUCCCCAAUCACAAGGGUCAUUUUCAAGAACUUGAUCCCAACAGUGGCUUAUUUAUUUCAUCCCCUUCAUUGUGUAAUCCCAAUCUCUCUUUCUCCCCCCCUCUCUCUCUCUUUCUUUCUCUUUGAUCACUACUACUAGUUCUGCAAUGGCUCCCAUGAGUCUUCCUCCUGGAUUCAGAUUCCACCCCACUGAUGAGGAGCUUGUUGCUUACUACCUAGAUCGAAAAAUCAAUGGUGGCACCAUUGAGCUUGAAAUAAUCCCAGAGGUUGAUCUCUACAAGUGUGAACCCUGGGAUUUGCCAGAUAAAUCAUUUUUACCAAGCAAAGAUAUGGAGUGGUACUUCUACAGUCCCAGGGAUCGAAAGUACCCUAAUGGGUCGAGAACUAACCGGGCGACCCGAGCUGGGUACUGGAAAGCCACUGGGAAAGACCGGGCAGUGCACUCUCAGAAGCGGCCGGUUGGCAUGAAGAAGACUCUGGUAUACUAUAGAGGUCGAGCUCCCCAUGGCCUUAGGACUAACUGGGUGAUGCACGAGUACCGCCUCAUUGAUUCAAUGUGUGGGUCCACCUCUUCUCUCAAGGAUUCGUAUGCAUUAUGCCGCAUUUUCAAGAAGACAAUACAUGUGAGCAAAAACAAGGAAGAAGAGAAAGCAAAUGUGGGGAAGGAAUCGGCUUGGGGCUUAGAGGAACAUUUAUUAGUGGAUGACACAAGUGGAAUUGAAAGUUCCCAGGGAAGAGAAGCUGGAGAUGAGAAUUUUGAGCAAGAUUGCCCCAAAUUUCCAUCUGACACUUCUUCGUCGGAUAUCACUCAAGGAACACCCUUUGAAACUGGUGUAACAGAUGAUUUACAAGCUCAAUUUCCCUCAGAUGAAGCUAACAGUUCAGCUAAUUUGUACUCUCUCAAUGUGCAGUACUACUCUUCAGAUCUAAUUCAGGAUAUGGAAAUGCCAGACUGCACAAUCCUGCCGCGUUAUCAGCUUCCUUACCCGCCCUUAGCACUAGAAGACUUCCCACAGAUAAAUAUAACAGAGGCAAAGACAUCGAAGUCUGAAAGUAUUGAUGACUACAUGAUGUAUGACAAAUACAGGGAUUACACGAGAGGAUCAACAAGCUUGUUGGAAGAGAUCUUCUUCUGAUCAGGAGAACUUCAUCCCCUACCCAAUUAUACAUUAUCCUAACAAAAGAUCCACCACUUCACCAAGUGAAGACCAUACUCAAUUACAUAUUCUCUCACAAAUGAUGUAACACUACAAUUCAUUGGCAUAAAGAUAGAAAAUUGUGUUUUCUUGUUAAAUAACAAAAAAUGGGGAAUUGUUUUUUGUCAGAAAAUUACCAAUAGGAGUCGAGCUUUUAAAUGAUUUUAAAGGAUCGUUACACUGAUGUACUGCAUAAAAGAAUGACAGUUGGAGCAUACAAUCAUUUUUCCUUUAUUUAUUUUUUUUGUUUGUAUCGUUCAAUGGGUUGGUUUUUUUUUUUUUUCAUUAUACUGUAACUUCUGGGGCAAAUUUUGGAAGGGGAAUGGAAAAGCCAUUAAUUUUUUA